AUGAAAAUAGUGACCUUAUUCUUAUUUCUAAUACUAACGAUUUUCAAUAGCUCUGUAGCUAUACAGACACCCCACACACCGUGGACACCCCUUACCCUGCUGAAGCCGCCUACCCUGCCCACGCCGCCUACUCCGCCGACGCCGCCACCGCCAACUCCGCCUACGCCGCCAACUCCGCCAACUCCGCCUACGCCGCCAACUCCGCCUACUCCGCCAACUCCGCCUACUCCCGCCUACGCCGCCAACUCCGCCUACCCCUCCUACACCGCCAACGACGCCUACGCCCCACGCACCCCACCGCCCCACGCGCCUCACGCACCCCCCGCACCCCACGCACCCCACGCACCCCACGCCCCCCACGCACCCCACGCACCCCACGCACCCCACGCACCCCACGCACCCCACGCACCCCAUACUCCGUGGAGACCCCGUACCCUGCCUAAGCCACCUACCCUGCCGACGCCGCCUACUCCGCCUACGCCUCCUACGCCCCCUACGCCGCCAACUCCCCCUACGCCGCCUACACCCCCUACGCCGCCUACACCCCCUACGCCGCCUACUCCCCCUACGCCGCCUACUCCCCCUACGCCGCCUACUCCCCCUACGCCGCCUACUAAUGUAAUGGUCCUAUACUUACUCUACGUAUUCUCUGUAGCUAUACAGACACCCCACACACCGUGGACACCCCUUACCCUGCUGAAGCCGCCUACCCUGCCCACGCCGCCUACUCCGCCGACGCCGCCAACUCCGCCUACGCCGCCAACUCCGCCAACUCCGCCUACGCCCCCAACUCCGCCUACUCCGCCAACUCCGCCUACUCCGCCUACGCCGCCAACUCCGCCUACUCCUCCUACACCGCCAACGACGCCUACGCCCCACGCACCCCACGCGCCCCACGCGCCUCACGCACCCCACGCACCCCACGCACCCCACGCCCCCCACGCACCCCACGCCCCCCACGCACCCCACGCACCCCACGCACCCCACGCACCCCACGCACCCCAUGCACCCCAUACUCCGUGGAGACCCCGUACCCUGCCUAAGCCACCUACCCUGCCGACGCCGCCUACUCCGCCUACGCCUCCUACGCCCCCUACGCCGCCAACUCCCCCUACGCCGCCUACACCCCCUACGCCGCCUACACCCCCUACGCCGCCUACACCCCCUACGCCGCCUACUCCCCCUACGCCGCCUACUCCCCCUACGCCGCCUACUCCCCCUACGCCGCCUACUAAUGCUGCCAAGAUCCAUAUUCCCAAUCGCAGCAGUAGUGGAAAUAGCAACCGUGGAGCAGCGACAAUCCAACGGAAGACUAUAAUCAUCCAUUAG
Impatiens glandulifera is the source of this 1329-nucleotide messenger RNA. RefSeq names its product vegetative cell wall protein gp1-like. Lineage: Eukaryota; Viridiplantae; Streptophyta; Magnoliopsida; Ericales; Balsaminaceae. The record is from RefSeq and is a predicted model, not a curated record. The transcript has 3 exons. The coding region runs from base 1 to 1329 and encodes 442 amino acids.